Molecule: messenger RNA, 1229 nt
Organism: Capsella rubella
Lineage: Eukaryota; Viridiplantae; Streptophyta; Magnoliopsida; Brassicales; Brassicaceae
Exons: 6
Coding region: 244-1083 (279 amino acids)
Source: RefSeq, a predicted model, not a curated record
CGUAUAGAACUAUAGCUUGUAUGCUCUGUUAGAUAUUUUAGUGAAGUUUGUAUUCAGUUUAGGUUGUUCAUUGAAAUUUUGAUGGGUACAGAGAAGAGUUUUUGAGAUCAUAUGUAUAGUUUUGAACUUGUUUUUUUUAUUUAUACCAAAGUAUUGCACAGUAACAGAGAAGAGUUUUUGAGAUAAUGUUUAGUCCCUAACUUGUUUUCUUAUACCAAAGGAUUGCAUAAUUAAAAAGGAAAAAUGGGAGAUCCAUUUGGUGGUAGGUUUGGAAAUUUUGGUGGAUUUAGAGGUAGUUUCUUUGGAGGAAGAGAUCCUUUUGAUGAUCCUUUCUUCUCUCGACCAUUUGAGGAUUUGCUCGAACCACCCAUCAGUUUUAGCUCAGGUGCUUCUUUCAGUAAUGCACAUAAGAGCAAUGGUGGAAGAGGAGGGUUAACAAUUGAAGAAUUACCAUCUGAUGAAGAAGUAGAAGAAAGAAAAGGUUUUAGGAGUGAUGAAGAAGAGCAUACCAGUUCAGUGAAUCAACCAUCUGUUGAGCACCCUGAAGAUGAUUCUGAUGCUGAGAGGAAGAUUCAGAAUAUGAAUCAAAGGAGUGAUUUCAAUCGAAGAGAGGGUACGCAGUCUCGAGUUAACACAUUCAGACAUCACACCUCUAAGGUUACAUAUGGUGGGAUAGAUGGCGCUUACUAUACAUCUACUAGAACCAGAAGAAAAGGCAGUGAUGGAAUGGUGGUUGAGGAAAGCAAAGAAGCCGAUAAGACUACAGGUGAAGCCACUCAUAGGAUCUCCAGAGGGAUCAAUGAUAAGGGUCAUUCGGUUACUAGGAAGCUAACCUCGAGUGGUGGCGUUGAGUCGACACAGACUCUUCACAACCUCGAAGAAGAAGAACUUAGUGGCUUUGAGGAAGCAUGGAAAGGCAAUUCAUCUCUUACCAAGCAUGAAUCCAGUGGCUUUGAUCAAAGUUUUGGAGGAUGGCUACUCCCAUCUCUGGACCGAACUCGCCGCCGAACAGACCAAACUCGGACCAGUGCAAGCACCUCGGCACCAGGAGCUAAGAAGGUUGUUCGAAUCAACAUUGAAUGAUAGAAUCAUCAGAGAACCAUGUAUCAAUCUCUAUGUAUAAUCGAAUAAUGUUGUCGAUGUUUUUUGUGAAGUUGUAAUGUGGAUAAUUUAAUAUUUUACAUUCGUGGAUGAUAUUAGACUAUUGAUUAUGGAAAAUUAUUCUUCAA